UUGAAAGAGAUUCUUUGGUAAUCCAGUUCAUCAAUGAACUGCAUAAAUUCAGGACAGAACUGGAAGACUCAGGCAUGUGGUGGAUACUUUGUGGAUGCAGUCUGGAAAAAAGCAGACCACGAUGGACAGAACCUUGGAAUCUCUACAACAUAUAAUUUCCCAGGUCCUGCCUCACAGAGAUCCCGCACUUGCAUUUAAAGACUUGAAUGUUGUGGCAAUGCUUCAGGAAUUCUGGGAGAGCAAACAGAAACAGAAAGGUGUGUUUUCGAGUGAAGGCACAGUUGUAUAUGAGUCACUCAACUCACCAGGGCCUCCAUUUGUGAGUUAUGUUACACUGCCUGGAGGGAGCUGCUUUGGUAACUUUCAGUGCUGCCUGAGCAGGGCAGAAGCAAGACGAGACGCAGCAAAAGUAGCGCUGAUCAAUUCUCUCUUCAAUGAGAUGCCUUGUCGCAGGAUCACAAAGGAAUUUAUUGUGGAGAGUGUUCAGGAAGCUGUUUCUUCCACCAGCGGUACUUUAAAUGAUGCUGAUGACCCAAGCACAAGUAUUGGAGCCUAUCAUUAUAUGCUGGAAUCAAACAUGGGGAAGACAAUGCUGGAAUUUCAGGAACUGAUGAUAGUCUUUCAACUACUGCAUUGGAAUGGAAGCCUCAAAGCCUUACGUGAAACAAAGUGCUCUCGACAAGAAGUGAUUUCCUACUAUUCCCAGUACAAUUUAGAUGAAAGGAUGAGAAGUCACAUGGCUCUGGACUGGCUUGUGAAAGAGCAAGAAACUCCAGGCAUUAUUUCACAAGAGCUACAAGUGGCACUUAGAGAGCUGGAAGAAACAAGGAAAGCUGGACAAGAGCUGCGGUUUUACAAAGAAAAAAAAGAAAUUCUGGGUUUAGCACUGAGUCAACUGUAUAGCGAUCAUGCUGCUUCCUCUUCAAAUGACGACCAUAUGAAUCUAGGCCUUAGUGGCUAUCACUAAGGCAACUUAGACCUCUGUUGGUAUGAAAUAGGUUUACAAGACUAGUCCGUCUACGCCUUAAUCAUUCAGAUGUGCUGCGCCUUGAUCAUUCAGAUCAACAUGAAGUAACUGUUUACCUUCAGUCUGUUGUGUAAUGUACAAAGCAGGAACCCUCAAAUUUCCCCCAUGGUGAGCAGCAUGACUUCCAGGUGCAUGUGGAGUCCACACAUCUCAUGUACAACCUCACAGGAAGCGUGAAAAGGAAGCAUUACUCACAUACGCUUCCUCUUUCAGUGCAUGGGAAAUAGCUAAAGCUGCAUUACACAGUGUGUAAUUCUAUGUGACUAAGAGAGAUUGUAGAUUUUUUAAAAAAUCAUAGCUUAGGUUUAUAACUUCUUAAAGAACAGCAGCAACCAUUUAAUAGCUUUAUAUAAUCAAAAUGAGGUUGACAGAGUUGUUUAGUACAUGAAUUGAAUUAAUUCAUCUGGGAGGAGGUAUAGAAAUAAGGAGUGAAAAAUCUCUGCAAAAAGCAAAAACUGCCAGUUGAUAUUUUUCUUCAUUAUUUAAAGUAGUGGUUGAAGGGGCUUGAAUGCAACUAAGUGUAGGGAAAUAAUGAAGCAAAACCAGAGACCUGUUAUUAUACUUGAAAAAUGACCAAGACGGACAAUCUUCUGAAAAAUAACUUGAGUCCUGACAACAAAAUACACUAGCUGUAGCGAAGCCAAUGUAGGUAUUUUCUUCUUGUGUACAUGAAUAGUAAGUUACAUAAUAAUGAUGAUGAGAUAGGUAAAUGUCCAUCUAAUUUCUGAAUUGGCAAGCAAUGAACCAAGGAGCCUGUUGCAGCAACACAAAUCUCAACUUUUGCUCUACUGUAGUGUUACAACAAAUGCCAAUAGCCACAUACAGCUUUUGAUGCCCCACUAGUAAGAGAUGUGUUACUAUUGGGGUUUUGAAAAUCAAUAUGUCAUCAAAGAGCAAUUGAUCGCAUUAGUUAUUAUAUAUAUGAUUAAUUCAAUCAACCCUUAUUCUGGGUAAAGCUCCUCCUCCUGCCGGCUUCCCGUGAAUUGGAUUGCUCUGUUAGUCUACUAAGUCCUACUCAGAGUAGACCCACUGAAAGUAAUGAACCUAAGUUAGUCACGUCUAUUAAUGGCAAUGGGUCUACUCAGAGUAAGACUAGCUUUGAAUACCCAUUGUGGCUUUCAACAUUUCUGUGAAGAUUUUCCUAAGUGAGUGAAUUUGAACCAAAUUAUUUGACACUGUUACUGUUUGGCUUGGCUGUAACCUCAACCAUCUCUUUAUCACUGAGAUGUUUAUCAAGCACAAGCCAACCAAUCCAUUCUGCUAGUGGUACAAACUCAUGGCUCUUAUUGGCAUUUCUGUUGCCAACAGAUCACAUAUCCUAAGAUAUUAUUAUUAUUGUGAUCACCCUGACAAUGGGUGAAAAUGGGUGUUGUGAAAAUUCAAUCAGACCUUUCUGUCAAUAUUCAUCUACAGAGGUUAUGUGCGUGCUGUUGUAAAUGGCUUCUCAUGCAACUUCUAUACUAAAAUAACGUCUUUUAACUAACUAAUAUGCAAGCUAGCAACCUGCUUCAGAAGACUCUGAAAUGGACUGCCUUCAAGUCGAUUCCAACUUAUGGUGACCCUAUGAAUAGGGUUUUCAUGGUAAGCGGUAUUCAGAGGGUGUUUACCAUUGCCUUCCUCUGAGGCUGAGAGGCAGUGACUGGCCCAAGGUCACCCAGUGAGCUUCAUGGCUGUGUGGGGAUUCGAACCGUGGUCUCCCAGGUUGUAGUCCAACACCUUAACCACUACACCACACUGGCUCGUCUUUUACCUACAUAGAAAUAUAAUUCUGCGAAUUGGCAUCAACUACAAUUUAUGAGAUUAAAAAAAUAUUUUACUGAU
Molecule: messenger RNA, 2848 nt
Organism: Rhineura floridana
Lineage: Eukaryota; Metazoa; Chordata; Lepidosauria; Squamata; Rhineuridae
Gene: LIX1
Product: limb and CNS expressed 1
Exons: 6
Coding region: 95-967 (290 amino acids)
Biological process (GO): autophagosome maturation
Cellular component (GO): cytoplasm
Source: RefSeq, a predicted model, not a curated record